UUUUAGUGUUUGUUGUUGGAGAUGCUCUAACGUUUCCGGAGGCCGACAUGGAGCGUGGCCGCAGCAGCACCUCUUGCCGGUCCUUGCUGCUCCUCCUCCUGGUCUGCUUCUCCCACGGCGCCGGGGCGGCGGCGGCGGCUCGGCUCCUGACUCCACUGCAGGCAGCUGCUGCCGUUCCUCCUCCUCUGGCUCUUCACCAAGCGGAGAGUAAUGGCGCCACGGCGGCAGCUGCCGACGACGGCCUCGUGAUGACUCAGGAAGGUGACGCUGACGCCACGAGCAAUGGCAACGACGACGACGAGAUCUCCUCCGUCUCAGAGUCAGAGACGAUGACGGGCGCAGAGGAGGCGUGUGGGACGGAGGGCAACGACGAGGAGGAGUGCCUGCAGAGGCGGCUGCUCGGAGACGCGCACCUCGACUACAUCUACACGCAGCACAAGGGCAAGCCGUGAGCCGAGCCCGUGACCAAUGCAUCUCGGCCUCGGCCUCGCCGGUUUGCAUGGAUGGCUUGGUUUGUUCAGAGUGCGUACAUUACAUGCAUGCUGCUGGGAAGAAGUCGAUGACAGACGAUCCAUCAGGCUGCUGGGAUCGAAUCUAGUGUGUGCGUGUUAGCUGUUGCAUGACAUGAAUCUCUCUCUUUCUGUGUUUGGUUGUUUUCUCACUGAUGACUGAUGUAUAUAGGCCGGCCGGUGCGCGGUGUGCAA
Zea mays is the source of this 704-nucleotide messenger RNA. RefSeq names its product phytosulfokines 2. Lineage: Eukaryota; Viridiplantae; Streptophyta; Magnoliopsida; Poales; Poaceae. Gene Ontology annotation, molecular function: growth factor activity. The record is from RefSeq and is marked validated. Gene Ontology annotation, biological process: cell population proliferation. The transcript has 3 exons. The coding region runs from base 48 to 452 and encodes 134 amino acids. Gene Ontology annotation, cellular component: extracellular region.